AAAUCGUAUGCUGAUGACCCAGAAUAACAUGACAGACCGCGUGAUGUCGCACUUCCCGUUUUGCUGACGUGGAUGCGGUUGAAAUCGACAUGGGAUUCGACAGCGGAAUCCCACCAGUGAACCGGGCUGACGAUCGAUUCGAGUGCUGAAUUUUGAUGACGAGAAUAAGAGAUUCGCUGUGAUUGGUGUGCAAAAUGACGGGCUAUUCUGCGUUGGUGUCCACGGCGGCGGCGCCGAAAAAGUCCGCCGUUUCCGUCCGGCGCCUCAUUUGCGUAAACGCCGUUGUUUGCGGACUGGAGCUGUGUGCCAAUGCUGGGUUUGCGUACAUUCCGCCGAUCCUGCUCAAAGCCGGCUUCUCGGAAACUGUCAUGAGUUACAUCAUGGGCAUAGGACCUGUGAUAGCAUUGAUCACUGUUCCUGGGAUCGGAUCGUGGUCGGACCAGACGAGAUGUUCUUGGGGCAGACGACGCCCGUUUAUUUUAUUCCUGAAUUUGAUAAUGUUGAGUUCGUUGGUGCUGAUCCCUUUGGGUCACUUCCGUGCCGUUCCUGGUGAUCCUUCGAGGCUGGCGGGAGUUUCAGAUGCCUCGGCUGGGCAUUGGUCCAAUUCGCAGGCUUUCAGAACCGUGGUGCUCGCGGUCGGCGUGGUGCUGUUGGACUAUGCGUCCCAGGCCUGCUUCAAUCCCUGCGAGGCCCUGCUCACGGACGUCAUGAAGGACGACUCCAACGUGGAACGCGGCUUCGUCGUCUACUCGGCCAUGCUCAGCCUCGGCGCCUGUCUCGGCACUCUCACGACGGCGGUCGACUGGACAGCCUUCGCAGUUGCCUGCGGCGUCGACGUGUCCACGCUCAUCUUCUGCCUCCUGUUUGCCUGCAGCGCCCUGUGUCUGGUCGUGACGCUGGCGGCGGCGCAGGAAGUGCCGCUGCGGUCCAAAGACCGAGAGAGGGAGCGGGAGCGGGCAGUGGACGUGGCGCGGCGUUGGGCGGUGAGCGGCGUGUGCGCCGUGUGUCGGAUACCGGUGAUGGUUGGUAGGGCGCUGAUGCACCGCGCCAGACGCGGCGGGGUGCUCGGGCUCGCGCUGUGCCUGCUUGCCGGCUUGCUCACAUUGCUUCUAGAGGUUGUUCGAUGGCCGUUCCAGUUUGUCAAGAUGUACCGCAGCAGUCCGGAAGCACUGAGGAGACUUUUCUUGGCUGACCUGGCUUCGUGGACAUGCCUCAUGGGUCACGGGAUUUUCUACACCGAUUUCGUGGCACAAGCCAUUUAUAAAGGUGCGCCAGAUGCCGACGUGGGUUCCGAGGAGGCAUCCGGGUACGACGAAGGUGCUCGAAUGGGCUCGUGGGGUCUUUGUUUCUUCAGCAUCGUGGGUUUCAUGUAUUCCACAUUUGCCCAGGAAUGGAUUGUGGGGAAAGUCGGGCUUAAGUGGAAUUACAUGGGGUGCUUGACGACUCUCGUGAUCUGCAUGGUGGGCCACAUUUGGUUCACUUCCAUAACAGUGCUGAACACCUUAUCGGCUCUGGCUGGGGUCGGAUUCGCCGCUGUA
Messenger RNA from Notodromas monacha, 1538 nucleotides. Lineage: Eukaryota; Metazoa; Arthropoda; Ostracoda; Podocopida; Cyprididae. The record is from the annotation of a GenBank genome assembly.